This is a messenger RNA of Sorghum bicolor (sorghum), 1394 nucleotides long. RefSeq names its product thaumatin-like protein 1b. The coding region runs from base 125 to 1075 and encodes 316 amino acids. The record is from RefSeq and is a predicted model, not a curated record. The transcript is spliced from 2 exons. Gene Ontology annotation, biological process: defense response. Gene Ontology annotation, cellular component: extracellular region. NCBI's taxonomy places the organism in Eukaryota, Viridiplantae, Streptophyta, Magnoliopsida, Poales, Poaceae.
CCUACGACUCAUUAGCAGCGCAGCACCAGUGAGGUAGCACUCGCCGCCAUUGCCAAGUUGAAGCUGAAGCUCCUCACGUACUCUUCUCAUUUGCCCCUCACUUAGUUGACUACUGUAGCUUGCAAUGUCGUCGGGCCAAGCACGCCAAGCUCCAUUCGCCCUGCUCCACGUCGUCCUCGUCAUCGUCAUCUCCUCCCGAGUUGGAGGUGUUUCCUCGACGAGAACAUUGACCAUCACGAACCACUGCGGGCACACGGUGUGGCCGGGCAUCCUAUCCAGCGCGGGCUCGCCGGCGCUGGAAACCACGGGCUUCGCCCUAGAACCAGGCCAGUCACGGUCGCUGCCGGCGCCGCACGGGUGGUCGGGCCGUCUCUGGGGCCGCACCCACUGCUCCACCGACACGUCGUCAGGGCGGUUCGCCUGCGCCACGGCCAACUGCGGCUCCGGCCGGCUGGACUGCGCGGGCCACGGCGCCAAACCGCCCGCGACGCUGGCCGAGUUCACUUUCGACGGCCACGAAGGCCUCGACUUCUACGACGUCAGCCUCGUGGACGGCUACAACCUGCCGAUGCUGGUGGAGCCGCACGCACCGCACGGCGGCGGCGCCAACUGCCUGCUGACGGGGUGCGUGAUGGACCUCAACGCCGCGUGCCCCGCCGAGCUCCGCGUCGGUGACCGUGGCGACGGCGGCGGCGCCGCCGUGGCGUGCAAGAGCGCCUGCGAGGCGUUCGGCACCGCGGAGCACUGCUGCCACGGGGAGCACGGGAACCCCAACGCGUGCUGGCCGACGGCGUACUCCCAGUUCUUCAAGAAGUCGUGCCCGCGGGCGUACAGCUAUGCCUACGACGACGCCACCUCCACCUUCACCUGCGCCGGCGGCGGCACGUCGUACGCCAUCACCUUCUGCCCGAGCACGACUAGUGUCAAAUCGGUGGAAACAGACCCGCAAAUACGAGCGGCCGUCGGCGGUGGCGGGCGAGUGGCGUCGUCGUCGUGGCGCACCAUGCCGUCCAUUAUUGAAUCCAGCCUUGUCCUCCUCGGCGUCGCCAUGGCGGCGCUUUCGCAUGUCUUUUAAUUUAAGAAGUAUCAACCGAGAAGGCAGGCAGCCAGCAGGCAGAGUGGUUUCAGUGUUGCACACAUGGGAAAAGUGAAGAAAGAAAUAAAGAGCCUAGGGGCAGGCUGGUUCAUCCCAUUUUUCUUAAUUGAUUUGUCAAUCUGGACCAUCAUCCAGAGAUUAAAAACAUCACAACCGAGUAGUCAUCAAAUGGAAUGAAUUCAUUGAUCUAUAAAGCUUCACACAAUCUCUCACUGUCACUGUCCAUAGAAUAGAGAAGCUACUGAAUCAGCCUUUUUCAUUUUGCUAUAUAUAUAUUACUCAAAGAAGACACCACCUA